Molecule: messenger RNA, 8518 nt
Organism: Zootoca vivipara (common lizard)
Lineage: Eukaryota; Metazoa; Chordata; Lepidosauria; Squamata; Lacertidae
Gene: CEP162
Product: centrosomal protein 162
Biological process (GO): cilium assembly
Cellular component (GO): nucleoplasm; axonemal microtubule; centriolar satellite
Source: RefSeq, a predicted model, not a curated record
UCGUUUCCUAGGAAACCGCGGCUGACGCCUGGCGCGGAUGGGGCCGAGUCGCUCCGCGGACCCUCGUCGUCCCAUGGAGAGUUCCGCCUCGGCAGUACAUAUUCCUGGAUCAUGAAUUACAUGAAGAAGGUUUAAAGGCCUGAUGUUCACCUGUAUUGGCUCAGGAAGAGAUUUUCUUUGAGAGUAGUUGCAGUGAUUUGCAAGUUUAAACACAGUUGCUGAUUAUGGCUCACCGGUUUUCAAAAGAAGACCUAGACGAACAGUUUGAACAGUUUUUGAAAGAGGUAUUGUUACAUAUUUUUUUCUUUGCUGUAUUCUUUCAGAGACAUACCUGCAGUUUUGCUAAACGUAUUAGCAUCUAUGAUUGACUUACAAGAUAUGAAUUCAGAUUUAUGGAAUUAACUUUUGGAAGACAUUUUCUUUUGUGAGAAAUGGCAAAAUAUACAUCUCUCUUUAGCUUGUUCCUAAUUUUUACAGAGCUUGGUGUAAACAAAAAGAUCAUGUUCUUUAUUAGUGUGUUUGACUGCUAAGUAUUUUCUUUAAAUGAAAGGUUCUGUAGCUAGUCACUGAGAUCUAUGACAGUGGGUGAUCCAUCAAUUAGACUCUUGGUUAUCAUUCUUUAUUGGAUGCCAUAGCAGGGAUCCUGUUGCUUCCUUUCUAAUGAGAGGUGAAGCAACUACAGUGUGCAUAUCACAACCAUUGCCAUAUAUGUUUUAGGGUAAUGUAAGUUCAGCAGCUAAUGCACAUAACAGCCAGCCAUUCUGCACAUUCACCAGGCCUCAUUGAGAAUGUGCACAUAAUCUGUCCAGUGUUUUGCACUCUGGGUUCAACAGUGGAAUGGAUUCAACUAACUGGUCCUGCUAGUGAAAGCCUGAUAAAGGACUUCCGCUAGUGUAAUGGAACUUCCCCCCACCCUUCCCUUCCCUGCCCAGCCCCCAAAUCAGCUCUGCAGAGAACUCCAGAACAGUGCACAGAAGGAGGAGAAGAGAGAUUGUUUCAUCAGACAAGCAGAAAUGCUUCCGCAGUUGGAAUGUUUGUAACAGCAUGUUGUUGAACUCCUCCUCUUAUACGUCGGGCAGUAGUCAAUGCUAGUCCUACUCAGAGUAGACCUAUUGAAGUUAAAGGACAAAGUUCAUUAAUUUUUAGUGGGUCUGGUCUAAAUAGGACUUGGUUGACUACAACAGGCCUUGGACACUGUGCAUAUCUCAACUGCAUUUUGUACAUUCUCUGGGAUCUUGAAGAAUGUGUUUAUCUGUAUUUUAGUACUGCCUCCCAUGCUGCUAUUAAGCAUAGUCCUAUAUGGCAUGUCUACAAGCACAGUGUGUGUGUGUAAGUAAGUAAGUAAGUAAGUAAGUAAGUAAGUAAGUAAAUAAGUGUAACCACACACUUGUAACCCACACAUGGUUUGGACACUCAGGGUUGUAUCCAACUAAGUGAUGCUCAUGAUAGACCCACUGAAAUAAACAAAGUUAAGUUAGUCAUUUUGACGAAACUCCGGGAGGCAGUGGAAGACAGGAGUGCCUGGGGUGCUCUGGUCCAUGGGGUCAUGAAGAGCCAAUCACGACUAAACGACUAAACAAGUUAGUCAUGCCCAUUAAUUUCACUACAUCUACACAAAGUAUUACUUAGUUGGAUGCAACUCUCAUCUUUUGUAAAAUGCUUAGUGGUGCAUGUCAUUAAUGAGGCAAUCUGAUUUAACUACACUGUAUGCUAGUUUUUCAAUGCUACUCUCAUGCUACAUUUGGCUUUCCAAUGAGAACCAUUGUUACUUAGAUCCAAAUCUCACCGCUGACUUUAUCUAACUGCUUUGUAUAUUCCAUGUUUUUGCACGGACAUACAGAGGGUUUUUUUUUUUGUCUGUUAAACAGAGCUUGGAAGGUACAGCUAAAAAGGCCUGGAUAAUUCCUUCCUUUUUUCAGUCUUUCUCAUUAUGGUCAUGUUCAUGCAAUUUAUAUAUCAGGGACCUGUAAUGCCAAUUUUUUGUAAGUGUUUUCUUUCCCAGCUGUUACUCUACUAUUUUUGAAGUUGACAAGAUGGCUAGACAUAGAAGGUUUCCAGAUCUCUGUUGAAACAUCUGGGGACAUUUCAGUUUCUUCAGUUACAAUGCUCUGAGGAGUAUCGGCAUCAUCCUAGUUCCACUUGCUGAGCAGAGGAUGCAGUUAGUCGCAAAAGAAAUAGCAAGUGAUAACAGAACUUGCAUCAAGCACCUGUCAGUAGCUCCCAAUGCAGUUGUUUUGUGGCUUCAGUGUUGCAUUUGAACUUGUGCUCUGCCUUAAAAAACAGAACUUAGCUUUGACUUUGUUAUUUAUAUGCUAUGCAUUAAAAUUAUAUUAAAAACAUAAAUCUGUUUUCUCUGGAUAGUUAAAUAGCUUGGAAAAGUAGAAAUAAAUGCUGUUAUUUUGUCUUUACCACUUACUUAAGGGCUGCUUCGUUUGCUAAGUUUCACUACUUGAAAUGUCUAGAAAAAGUCUAUAACUACUAUGUACAUUACUGUGGGUUGAUUCAGAUGUAAGACCAAACUAUGGUUUGUGUUUAGACUUUUUUUUUAAAAAAAAACACCUUUAAAAUGUAUUUAAUUGAAAUCAUUUCUAAACUACUUGAUACUUUAAAAAAAAUUAUAAGCAGCUCACAAGCAGUACAGACCAACAUAAAAGCAGUGAAACAAUCUCAUAAAAAAUAAAAGAUAAAACAGAAGACCUGUAGUUCAGUGUUCUAUCUUAUGGAUCAGGGAAAGCCUACACAAAAUGAUACAUCUUUACAAGACUUCUGAAGCAAAUAAUUAAUGUUGUGUCACAUACAGCAGAAGAAAAGACAUUCCAAAAAAGUAGGGAAAACCUUGAAAAAUGAUUAUUUUUUGGUCACCACCCUGUGAUACUCUGUAGUGUGCAGUGCCACAAGUAAAAAUUUCCCCAGAUCAUCUAAGUGAUCUUAGAAGUCUAUGCAAGCAAUCCUUUGGGUAAUUGUUGUGUUCUGCGCAUGGCUGUAGGCCUACAGAAAGUCCUUAGCAUAUGUCUGCAUGUUCUGCUACAGGUACAUAAGCAUCUUUCUUUCCCUUCCCAGGAAUGACAGUGAUGGGAAAUACUGGGGAGUAGUCAGAGAUUAAUUUGUCAGCUAAAACAGAAGAAGAGAGGCUAGAAACUGCACAAAUAUCACACUUUGCCAUAGAAUAUCAGUACUCUGGUCCUCCAGUAAAUUACCAUGGAAUUGAUCAUCAAAAUUAGUUAAAACCCAUUGAAUUGCUGCCAUAUGCUCAACUCUCUUUGAGAUCAGUGGAUCUUUAAAAAGCUUAACUUUGAGCAGGUCUAAUGUCCUAUUUUAUGGAGACCCAAGAAAAUAAACCGUAACAGCACAAGUGAUUCUUGCUUCUGAUUCAGUCCCUUUCAGAUGAUUCACUUGGAAAUGAGCCAAAGAAAAAAUCCAGCAUUCCUGACACUAUUGGGCAGGCCACAAAUCAAGAACUGAAGAAGAAUCCUGUGCCGUGGUGGAUAUCUGAGGAGGAUUCCGAUAAUGGUAGUGAAUUCUAUUUGAAUUCUGUGUGAUGUUUUUACUAUUUGUCACCACAAGAUGGCAAUCAAGGCCUUUUGUGUUCAUAGUUUUUUUAUGAUUAUUUUUUUACAAAUAGAAUUAUUGUAGUUCCUGUGUUAGUAAAGUAAUUUUCAGUUUUAAAGAUGCUGUUCUUAAAAUAGACUACUCAAGCAAGCCAUUGUGGAACCUGUGUGUCAAAGUAGGUGAGUGAUACAGCCUCUGUAUGCAAAACAUUUUCUCUGAAUGCUGUUUGAUUUUGUUUGUGCAAAGUUCUUGUACAAACAUCUUGUUUUAAGAAAAUGGCUGUUCUGCAUAUUGGGCGCUUCUUUCCAGGUCACAUAUUGAUUCCAGAAGCACAAAUUAGGUAGGCUCAUAUUUAAUUGUGAAUCAGUUUCUCCCUUAUCCCUAGUCAAGUGCAGUAGUGCCUGAGGGGUGAAUUCACGUUCUUUUGGGCCUCAUAUUUGGAGAAGGAUUUGCAAGGUUACCCGAGGACAAAAGUGUUGCAUGGAGAGUGCAGUCAGGAAUGUAUGCCAGCUGAUUAAGAUAGUGUACUUUGAUUCCUUUGGUCUUCAGCCAAGGUUGCAUUGGCCAGUGGUGGCUGUUUCCAGUCAUGGACCUCUAUACUUGGCAUGCUAAGACAUUGAUGCUGUCUCAAAGGUGCUUGCCCCUGCCAUUUAUUAAAUCCUUUUUCGGACUUAACUUGCUUGUUUGCUUUUUGGUAACCCUCCAGAAAACAAAAUUUGACAUGAUGUCCUUCUUGGCUUUCUACAUACGUUGUUUUUCUCUCAUUUCCCAAGUUUCUAAGACAAACAGAUUUAUCAAACAAGAAAAUGAGAAGAAACUAAUUGGAGCAAAAGAUGAAAUGAUUGAAGAUAGUGAAAACAAAUCACCACUGUCAAAUAACCAGUCUGGAAUACGCAGCGCAAGUUGUAGUUUUCUGAAGUCGCGAAGGCUUUCUCAUGCUAUCAUGGAAGUAGACGAAGAUCACGCAGGAAGCAUUCAGCUCCAGCAACCUAGUGGGGUUUCGGUUUCUUUAAGCAAAGAUAGCCUGGAAACUAAUGAUUCAGUUGUGGCUUCAGGGCCUCAUGAGAUCCUUUUGGGAGCCGGAUUGGAUACUUUAGAAGAACAAGAGGAAAAGGAGAAGUUCUUUGCGGAUCUUGAGAAAGGAGCAUCAUCUACGAUAGACUACUCUAGAUUGAAUAAGGAGCUGGAUUCCAAUGAUUCUGAAGGAUUAAGAGCAUUUCUACGAAAUCACUCUGAAGCCAAACAGGUAGAAGAAGGCAAUGAAGAUGAACCAAGGAACCAUGAAAAAUCCGGUGAUUAUAGUGAAGAUUUUGAAGAAGGUUCAGAAUCUAAUGAAGAGAAUAAAGCUGAGCAAGUUCUUAUGACAGAAGCUAAAGAAGAAAAGACUGGCAUGCUGGCUGAAGUUGUCCUUCUCGAUUCACAAGACUCAACCCUGGAGAUGCAAAAGAUCGAUGAGCAGCAGGAUGCAGCUGUGACAGAACACCCUCUACCUCAAGAAACCGCUGCCGAUGAAAUGAAUGGAACAGGUAUUUCUGGUGCACAAACUAAUAGUGAUAUUGAAGCUUUGCAUCAGGCCUACUGCCAUAUUGAGCAGUCUUUAGGAGAUUCUGAUGAGCAAAGAAUUCAUGGUGGUAAAAUAGAAGAGAACUUGGCUAAAGAUGUUUCACCAAACACAGAAGGCUGUCCCAAAAAUACCUCCACUACUGAUUCCGAUCUCCCCACCAUAGAAGAACUGAUGAAACCUAUCAGAGCAGAUUCAGAUUUUACCAGGGAUCCUGCAAGUCCUGUGAAAGCAACACACAACAGCACUGAUGAAUUAAUGAGCCAUUUAAUACUGAAAGAGCAGCAGAAUGCUGCUGCUCAGGAAAAGCAAAACAUUGGCUGUUCAUUGGAGCAGCAUAGUGGACAAGAGAAUGUUUUUGUUCAAGCUGUUGCAAAGGAAGAUGGUGAACUGAUUCCUCAACAAAGAACUGGCAAAGACAAACUGAUUGAUACACUUAAACAAGGUGUGUUGAGGCAAAAUAGUCUCCCAAGUUCUUCAGUAUUGCAUCAAGACAAAAAGACUAACCAGACUCGUCUGUCCAGCACUUGGACUAAAGAAGGUCUAAAUUCGGUUAUGAACAAACAGGUAACAUUCAGAAAUACAAAAAAUGCAGCUGCUGUACAUAGAAAGAAAUCUCUAAGUGGACCCCAUAGCUCUGUUAGGAGUUCUGGAUAUGGAAGAUCCAGUUCUCCAUUAAAGCACUUUUCCACAAUUAAUGAGAAGAAGACAUUAAAGGAAAACAUCAAAAAGCCAGUUUUAAAAACAAAAUCUCCUCCAAGACAAAAAGAAACAUUUUCUGGAACUAUGACAAUACAGACAGCAAACAAUCCAGUUUCUACAAAGAGAAAUUACUAUGUUACACCUGGACAGUCAUCUGCAAGCAGUUUUCAGCAGCCAACUAAAGAAAGUGACUCUUGUCUACAGACACACAAUCAGGUUGCCUCAUAUUCUCCAUCCCAAAAUAGUGGGAGGGAGCUUUAUUUACUAAAAAGAGUUCAGGAAGCAGAGGAAAAAUUGGCCGCAGCCCAUGAUUUGAUUCAGAAUCUAAAAGCCGCAUCUUUGCAAAAGGAGAAGGAAAUGGAGACUAAGAUCCUAGAAAUGAAAAUGCAACAAGAUAAAGACCUUUUUCAGCUAAACCAAGAAAAUUACAUUCUUCAAACACAGCUAAAUAAUAGAGAAGACCCAGACAAAGGAACAAAGUUGUCAAAUGCUUUGGAAAGAAUUCCUGAUGGAGAAAUGCUGAAAGAAAUCCAAAAAGAAGUCCAAAAUCAGGAGAGACUCCUUCAAGGGUAUCAACAGGAAAAUGAAAGAUUAUAUAAUCAAGUGAAAGAGCUGCAGCUAAAUAACAAGAAAAAUGAAGAAAACAUGUUUAAAGAGAACCAGCGUUUGAUGGCUGAGUUGGUGUCUUUAAGAGAGCAACAGGAUAAAAAUAACCUUUUAUCAUGUGGAGUGCAGAAUGCUGAAUCAGCUGGGAAUCAGAGUUUCACUGACCUGCUUUUAGAACUUCGAGCUGCCAAGGCUAUAGAAAGCAAUUUGCUCGAAGAGAGAAAGCGUCUAAAGCAAGACAAGCAAGCCCUUGAAGUAGAUUUGGUGCAAGUGAAGAAGGAACGAGAUUUAGCAAGAGCCCAGAUCACUUCCACUUCAGCUGAAAAAUCAUAUGAGAUGAAGAUUGUAGAAGAAUCAUACAAAGACGAAAUUGAUCGCUUGCAGAAAAGACUCCAGUGGUAUGCAGAAAAUCAGGAACUCUUGGAUAGAGAUGCAGCUCGCCUUCGAGGAGCUAAAGAAGAAAUUGAUAAACUGCAGCACGAGGUGGAUCAGCUUAGAAGUGAAGCUGGGAAUCAGUCUGCACAACAAAAGAAACGGCUGAAGGACAGGGCGGCAGAUGCCAAACGAAUUCAAGACCUUGAGCGGCAGGUUAAAGAAAUGGAAGGGAUACUGAAACGAAGGAACCCAAAUUCUUUGCCAGCUUUGAUAUAUGCUGCUGCCACGGCCACUGCUUCUGAAGGGGAAGGCAAUCCAUCAGCAAAAACGAAUACAGUGGAUUUUCUUGAGAGAAGAGUUAAGAAGCUGGAAGCCGAACUUGAGGGUAAAGAUGAUGAAGCGAAGAAAAGUCUCCGUGCCAUGGAGCAGCAGUUUCAAAAGAUAAAGAUUCAGUACGAGAAGAGGAUUGGGGAGCUUGAGCAGCUGCUGGAAUAUAAGUUGCUAAAUGAGCCGCAGAAGCAUCCGGACAAGGCCGCCACCCUUGCAGCUCAUGAAAGAGAACUCUGUAGUGUAAAUGAAGCCCACCAGAUCACAGUGCAAAACCUUCAGGCUGAAAUAAACUCUCUCAGAAACCAGUUAGGUCAGCUAGAGCUGCAGAAGAAAGCAAAAGAUGAUGCGGACCUCCAGUCGCUAGAAUACCAGGUGGAGCAGGCUCACUCUAAAGCAAAGCUGGUAAGACUAAAUCAGGAAAUGAUUGCCAAAAACAGAGAGAUACAAGACCUCACAAAAACUGUAGAAAGGCUUCAGAAAGAGAGGAGGAUUAUGCUCUCAUCUGGCAAAGCAGAUGCUAAAGAAAAGCCUUCAGGAAUCCUGAAAAAGGAUAUUGGCAAACCUAGUCAACUGAACCCCAGAAAUGAGGAGUUCUUCCCCGGCACUCUCGAUGAGAAAAUAUAUCAGCCCAAUGCUUUUGCCGAUUGUCACAUUUCAGAAGUCCUGCAAGAAAACAGCCGUCUGAAAGAUGAUGUAGAAAAGUUGACUCUAGAACUAAGCCAGGAAAGGAUAAAAGCUCAAGCAGCCAUGGCAAAUUCUGAAAGUCUUGUAAGAAGAGCAAAGGAAGAUUUGGAAGAAUACACUACAGCGCUUAAAGCAUCACAUCAAAAGGAGCUGGAGAAGAUUCUUUGUCAGUAUGCUAUGGAGCAUUCAACUUCCAAGGCAGCCGAGUUAAAUAGCAAAAUUUCAGCACAGGAGGUCUUUAUUAAACAUCUUCAGCAACAAGUUCGUGAGUUGCAAAGAGAUCAAGAAGCACUUGCGGUUUCACAAAAGCGGGAGGAAAUUCUUCAAAAAGAGAUGGCAAAACUGUUAGAAGAACUUGGAGAGGCUAGGGAGAGCCAGACCCCAGAGAUGAAACGAUUUGUGUGUCUAGAAAGGAAGAUCAAACACUUGGAGGCCAGAUAUGAACAAAGAGAACAAGAACUCCAGCAGGUAAUACAGCAAACACAGCAUAUUGCGGAAGUUGAACAAAUCCAGGAAACUGAGAAAUGGCGGAAGCUGGCACUGUUGAAGAACCAAGAGCUUGAGAAAUUUCGCAUUGAACUGGAUUCGAUUUUGGAUGUUCUACGGCAGCUGCAGAAACAGGGUGUUAUCAUUCCACCAAGUGGCCCAAGCAUUCCGGAAAAUGACUGGAAGACUAGAAAGCUCCUUAUUUCAUCAGUGAAACAGCUUUGA